AUGGGUGUAGUCACUGUUACAGGUAAUUUAAUGUAUAUCGGUAAGCAAUGAUAAACCAUUGCUAAUGAAAAAACGAUUCUGAACGCAGUUCAGUUGAUAGUGUUGCUUUGCCAAUAAUAGAUAUGGAAUGUUAUGAUAAAUAAUUGAAGAGAUUAAAUAAUCAAAAUAAUUAAAUAGACAUUAUAUAUUUUCUUUAAUAAUAUUUGUUUAAUAUUUUACCGAAUUUACCGUUUUUCCUGGUUUUCUUAUGUUUUUUCCCGGUAUUUUACAUUUGCUAGGAAAACUCUUGAAAAAUCGAAAAAUGACCUACUUAAAAUACCUUCCCAGUUUGGUUUCCUUUUAGAAAAAGUGCUAUCGUAAAUCGUAAAUCAUUGUAAAUCGGAACAAAAUUGCUAGUAGAAGUUGUUUACAGAAAAAAAAAAGGCCAUAAUAUUUUUUACUAAAAUACCUACAUUUCGUAUAUUUUCCGUUUUUCUGACAUUUUAUCUUGGUUUUUCCCAGAUAUUAUGAAAACCGCUUGAAAAAUAAAAUUGAUCUCCCUCACUUACCAUGGAAAUAAAAUUUCAUUUCAGAAAAUAAUUAUUUAGCAUAAUCUUAAGUUACACUUGAUACAUCGGAGUAAAAUUUCUGGUAGAAAAAUUUUCACAACAAAUCGAGGGGUAUUUUGCGAUUAAAAUAGUCCGAGCGAGCGAUGGCUUGAUUAAUAAUAUCAGAACCUCAAAAAGCUAAAAUUUCGAAACUUAACCAGUCCGCUUAAUUCUGAUUUCACCAUCGUUCUUAAAUCUACAAUAUACAUGUUCGAAAAAAAAAAAAAAUUAAAAAUUACAUUUAUUGUACAUGAUUUUUUACUCAAAAGAUUUUCGUUAAAAUUUGAUAUUAAAAUUCCUUUAUAAAAAAAAAAAAAAAAAAAAAAAAAAAAAAAUAUACUACAAUAAAAUCAAAUUUGCUUUUUUUGACCACAAAGUAAGACUUUUACUGAACCUCCUGUUAAAUUUUCACGCAUUUCUGUUUAGUCAAACAAUUUUACCAUACAGUACCUACCAAAUAAAAAUUACGUAGAAAACUUGUAAAAUUAAAAUGUCUACAGAUAGCUAAAAAAUGGCAUAAAUAUUUUGAAAAUUGUAUCAUAUCUAGGAAAGGCAAACAUAAUUUUUCUGUCCUAAUAAUAAUAUGAUAGAUAAAUAUGUUUGGAUUCUGAGCGGAGAGAGGAAUAUAUAUUGGUUUUACAAUGUUGUUUAUUUUAUUUUAUUUUUUUCUAUGAACAAUAUCAGAAAUUUUGCUCCGAUUUUCACGAGAAACAUUUUUUGAAAAGAAAUCUGAUUAGGGUGGUACUUUAGGAAGGUAAUUUUUUUUUGAUUUUCCAGGGAUUUUCAUAAUAAAUGAUAAAAUAUUUUGGAAAAACGGAAAAAUUUACUAAAUGUAUUAUAUUUAAAUCGUAAAUAUUACGGCCUUUCAAAACAUGUAUAACCGAACUCCGCUCAGAAUCGGUUUUCGUUAGAAAUGAUUAAUCGUUGCGUACAGAUAUACAUUAAAUUUCCCCUCUACUUUCCCAACUACAACAGUGGCCCACCUAUCGUGCGAAGUAUGUCCGUUUGCUUUUAAACGUGAUUCAGCGAUUAAUAAUUUAUGAAAAAAACCCUACUUAUAAUAACACUACUGCAGGCUAAAUUUGUUCUGGCUGAUAGAGAAAUGUGCAUAUAGAUUAAUGAAUUAACUUUAAAGUGUGUUUUUCUUUUUAGACACCGAACGUAGUGGCUAGGCUUGUAUUGAUAUUUAUAUAAAGCUGUUUCACGUUUAUUUAGUAAAUGUCACGGGUUUUUGAUUUUAGUGAAAAAUAAAAUCAUCUCCAUACAGUCCCGAACUUCUCGUUAACGGAAAAAUCCGGUUGGGUUUUCAGAGUCGGCGAUUGCUUCCAAAACCCCUACAGCCACCUGGUCCAGUCCGGUACUGACGUUAAUGUGUAUUAUAUUUAUAUAUAGGUACAAUAAUAAUAAUAUGGGGUGUGUGCGCUGUCGUAUAAUAUAUAAUAUUUUACUCGUAUUAUAAUAUCGUAUGUAUAAUAUAUAAUAUUAUUAUAUUGAAAAAUAGUAAGACAGCUGAACGAAAAUCGAUUAUAUUUUUGUUUUUUUUUUUUUCUACGUACAUUUGUGCGAGCAUCGUCGCUCGAAACAGGAUGCUUUCGGAAGGGGGGUGGUGGUAGGAGGAAAAGGAGGAAAGAGGAUUUCUUAUACCAGAUUUUCUAUAUAUUAGAUUCUUUCUUCCGCACCGCCUGCCGUUUCCACACAAUCCGGACCGAAAACCGCCGCCGCCGUCGCCGCCCGCGAUAUUUCCUUGUAUAUAUAAUAGAAUAAUAUAUAUAAAUGUGUGUGUGUGUUUAUAUAUAUAUAAAUAUAUAUAGUGGUUUGGGAAACUGCUGCUGCUGUCGCUGCCGUUGCCGAGACCCGUCCUGGUCGCUUCUCCUCAGUGGACCGUGUCAUCUAUAAAGCUUUGGUGCGUCCACCGCAAGUCAUUACAUCCGCCAGACCGGAACUAGGAUUUUUACCCACCCAGCACAGCAGCAUCAUGCGACCGGAACUUCCGGGAUUUCGUUCAUCGGAUCCUUUUUAUUGA
Messenger RNA from Cinara cedri, 2610 nucleotides. The record is from the annotation of a GenBank genome assembly. NCBI's taxonomy places the organism in Eukaryota, Metazoa, Arthropoda, Insecta, Hemiptera, Aphididae.